AUGUAUAAAUAUCUAUCUAUCCAGGCGAGAAGGGUGCUGUGGGCAUCGAAAGGCCUGGUCAGACUCAAGUCUCUAGUCCAAGGCCACUCCGUCAAGCGCCAGGCCACCAGUACGCUUCGCUGCAUGCAGACUCUGUCCUGGGUCCAGUCCAAGAUACGGACGAGGAGGAUCAAGAUGGCGGAGGAGAACCAGGCCCUUCAGCGCCAGCUCUUGUUGAACCAGGAACUAGAGACUCUCAGGUGGUAG
Molecule: messenger RNA, 246 nt
Organism: Triticum turgidum subsp. durum (durum wheat)
Lineage: Eukaryota; Viridiplantae; Streptophyta; Magnoliopsida; Poales; Poaceae
Source: the annotation of a GenBank genome assembly